UAUUAUUUUUAUUAUUAUUAUUAUUAUUAUUAUUAUUAUUAUUAUUAUUAUUAUUAUUAUUAUUAUUAUUAUUAUUAUUAUUAUUGGCGUAAUAGCCAACGCGGUCAUGCCGGUCUUUUCAGGACUUGAGUACCACGUAGCCGGAUAGUCACCUUUUGCUACGGUGGACGGUUCAUACGCGGUUAGAACCCUCGACGGGCAUGCAGAUGUGCGGAAUGAUGGCGUUGCCGCGCGACCGCUCCUAUCCAGCGGGUAACUUUCAUUCUGCCACACUGUCUCCUGCUCGAUGCAUACGCUGUAGGCAGGGGGAAUGAUGCACCUCCACGAUAAAAAAUAACACCGUCAUGAACCAGCGGCGGACCUAACGGUAGGCGGACUAGGCGGUCGCCGAUGAUCUCUACAAGUGUACAGAGUAUUAACGACAAGGGCCCCCGGAAAGAUGGUCGUUAGGGCUCCGUGGCUGGAGAACCAUUUGCACCUCCCCUCCCCCCAUGGCGACAACAAUUUUAGGGCCUGUGACUAAUGAUCGUAGGGGUCCCAUGGCCACCCCCCCUCCCCCCCCCCCAUCCGCCGGCAAUUUAAGUAUACCGUUCAAUCUUCCAACAGCUGUGUGCCAGUACCCCCUGCUCCCGGUCAUCAGUUACCAUUGACAGGGGCCUCAAUUCGUCUUUCCGCCUUUCAUGAACACCUUCCUUUCUUUGAUCGAUGGAUCAUAACAUUCCGGAAGAAAACACAUUUGGCGAAAGUGUUGCACACACACGCAUGCUCACACCCACGCGCAGAUGGCUCAGGAUAUCUAUGUUAUCUACAGCAUAAGAAAGCAAAAGCUUAGGAUAACAAAGUUAUGCUUAAUGCUUAACACGUUCAGCACGAUGACAUGUCCCAGGGACUACCAGUGAACUUUCCAGGAUGCUGGUUUCACAAUCAGGUUGCGUUCUUGAUGCUGGCGGAACGGAAAGUUGAUGAAAAUCAGCGCCGGGCUGAACGUGUCAAUGCAAAUUAGGGUUCAGCGCGUUGCACAGCAAACCCUCCAGCGUAAAAUAGCGAUUCGUUAGUCAUUUUUAUAUUGCAGUGUUUGAACUCAUUGCGAUUUUUUGGUUUGAUUUGUGAAAAUGCAACUUCAUCGCCGCAAUGUUUGUUAACGGCAUUUUUAGGCGCCACAACAGCUCGCGAGCAUUGACCACACGCGAGAAAGAGAUAGCGCUAUGGAGGGAAAAAGUAUGGACGACGGCUGACAGCGAUUGGCCGUCUGACGCACCAACACAUCCAAACCUUCGACAGCGCGCUUAGGCGAAGGGUAUGAGGCGGAGCCAGGGACGGGUAGCUCGACGAGCUGCUUGACAAAUUUGCCGUUGGAGGGAAAAAGAUGGCAUGAUAAAAUUCUCCGAACGGAAAGAUUUCUUCCGUCGCUUUGCGCAGCGGGUUCAUGGAUCGACAUCCCAACAUUACAGUAAGAACACCAGAAAAUACAUCUUUGGCUAGAGCUAGAGGUUUUAACAAAGAAAGCGUAAAAGAAUUUUUUGAUGUGUUGGAGACGGUAUUAAGUGAACAAGAUUUCCCUCCGCACAAAAUAUGGAACAUGGAUGAAACCGGAUUCUCCACAGUACAAACAAAACCGAACAAAGUUCUUUCUAAGAGGGGAGAACAUCAAGUUGGAGUGAUAUCUAGCAGUGAAAGGGGCACUAACACUACUGUAAUUAUGGCCAUGUCUGCAUCGGGGGACUAUUUACCACCGAUGUUUAUCUAUGCUAGACAAAGACUUAACGAAGGUCUAAAAACUGGUGCUCCAGAAGGAUCAAAGUUCGGUUGCAGUAAGAAUGGCUGGAGCACUAUGGAAACGUGCAUGGAAUGGUUCGACCAUUUUUUAGCAUUUACAAGACCAACUGUAGAUUCUCCAAUACUGCUAGUUAUGGACGGACAUUCAAGCCACACAAAAAACUGGCCGUUGUUGGAAAAAGCAAAAAACAGCUUUGUUCGAAUCAUAACAAUCCCACCACACACGUCUCAUAAACUACAGCCGUUAGAUGUAACGUUUAUGGGGCCAUUGGAAACUUACUAUUCAUCUGCUAUUGGAACUUUUAUGAAAAAUAACCCAGCAAAAUCAGUUUCACUCUAUAACAUUCCGUCGCUAGUAAAAGAAGCGUUUGAAAAAGCUGCAACUAGAUCAACUGCAAGAAAUGGAUUUUCUGCUACAGGAAUAUAUCCAUUCAACCCAUCGGUUUUUAAAGAAGAUGAUUUUGUUGUCAACAAUUUCAUAACACAGCAAAAUAUAGCAGAAACUAUACAACCAUUAGAGCCGACACUAAACGCUACACUAAACAAUAGCCAAAUUGAUGUUUUGCCGAUUGCUAUGUCAAUCCCUUCGGCAGACUCAGAUAAUAAUAGCAUUCCUUCACCUGUCUGCACACCAGCACAAAAACAGAAACCACGCCGAAAUCGACAAGGAAAAUCUGCAGAGCUUACUUCAAAUAAAUAGAGGACGAAUCUUUUACAACAAGUUGCAUUAAAAGAUGUAUCAAACAUUAAAAAAAGAAACAAAACUCAGUAAAAAAAUCAAACAAUGAUACAAAAUAUCCUGUGCUAUAAGUGUGGCGAUGUAUUUAGCACGUCAAAAAAUUGUGAAGCUUGGACAACAUGCUGUUUUUGCUUAAAAUGGUUCCAUGCAACUUGUUGCCUAGAAUGCGAAACAUGUAAAUAAUGUUGGAAUUCGUUCAUCUUACCAAAACAAUAAAAAUAUGAUGUAUAUUAUAAUUUAAAUAAAAUCAUGAAAUCAAUUGCUAUUAAUUUUGGAAUAAAUGGAUUUAUAUUUCGUGAUUUAAGUGUUUAUUUGAACUAUUAAAUCUAGGUACUCCAUAGUGUUUUUGUAUCGUAUUAGCAUUAUGAAACUUUAGUGAUACAGACUGCAACCAUAUGGGAGUGAUUGGUUUUGGUAAAAGGCAUUUAAAAUGUAAUAAUAUAGUAUAAUGUUAUAAUAUCCAAUAAUUAAAAUGUAGCUCCGUGAAAUUUAUGGAAAUUAUACUAACCCAUUCCUGACGAGACUUGAUUUCAAAAUCAACCAUACAAUCGUAUUAUAGGCUGAUAGACAUACUAGACGGGUACCGUGGUACAGUCAUCAGCUCAUAAAACUUAACAACAUGCCCGUCGUAGGAUCGAGAGUUCAAGCCCCAUGCGAACCGUCUUUUAUAGUAAGAACUGACUAUUCGGAUCUUUCGACGAUCGGCAAAGUACGUCUAAGGAUGACGAACAGUCUAAUUUCGAGAUGGUGGUUCUUAAACGUUUAUGAAUUUCAUAGAACUUUCACACAUGUUUGCCCUUAGUUAAUCUAUUAAGCGCUUGGCACUCUUAGAACUUUUGUAAGUCUCAAAAACUUGGAAAACCGGUACGACCGCAAAGAUUGUUCUACCGAGUAGAAAACGAAGGCAUAUUAGAAGUAAGAAGACUUAUGCCAAACACGAAGCUUACCUCGGAUUGACUGGUGCCAUCAAAGGCUUAAGUUAAACACUGUCUUUAUUUGCUGUAAUUUUUCCCCAUUUAUACGUAACCAUUUAUACGUAAUUUAUAAUUAAUUCCAAAACAUUUACAUUUUCUAAAAAUGCUACGUCGUCAACAUUCCGAUCGGCCACUGAUCGGACACGUGAUUGCGGCAUUGUUUGUCGGCGCAGCCAAACCGUUUUGAUCGUUCGAUUGAGCGGAUGACUCCCGCUGCGCAGAGCGAUCGAAAACUUCUCAUACUCAAACUCCCAACCCGCAAAAGCUCAUUUUCGCCGCGAUUCUCGACCAAGCGAAAAUAAAAAUUAUGCCAUUUGUAUGGGGCGAACACACACACACAAAUUAUGGUGGCUGAUUAUGGAUGGGAAGAUUAUGGUUCUGCCUUCUGUUUCGCUCUCGCUCACAGACGAUGGUGUCCCAUCGCAUUCUCACCAUGUUAUAGGCCAAAGCUGUGGUUGUUGCUGCUCUUUCUCGCAAGUGAGGGAGUUUUCUUUCUCCUUGUUAUUCCCAUGUGUGGCAUUGGCUGCGAACGAUCGCCAUCCCCGCGAUCGAUUGAUUUGAAGCGGAAUAUUUUAGUAGCAAGCAGGUGAUCAUAGUGUCGAAAGUUUAAUUGUACAAACGAUAAUUUAAACUCUAUUUAAAAUGUCGACAAAGAGAUGGCGCAGUACAGGUGGUUUAAACUACACCCGCAACAAGAGGAUGCGUAUGUUUGAUGCUGAGUGGGAAAACGAGCUGCGUAAGGAUAACGCUCGUCCUUCGACAUCGGCUCAAAUUCCAUCGGCUGAUGCACCGAUACCUGCGGCUGAAGCUUUGCCAGAAAGCGUGUCACAGGAAGCGCAAGAAGACGAAGAAAGCAUUCCUGUGGGUAAUGAGGAUAGCGAUGAUGGAGCUGAUAGCUCUAGCAACGAUGACCUCUUCAGCGACUUUAGUGAGGACAGCGAAUGCAGUGCCGACAGCUUGGAUGGCAGAAAUGUCCAGUUCAGGGACAAACUUAGGCGCUGGGCGCUUUCUUGCAACCUCACCCAUUUUGCUGUAGGUUCUCUUCUUACCUUACUCAAAGAGGAAACAAGUUUUAAGUUGCCAAAGGAUCCACGGACUCUUUUAAAAACACCGAAAGCAACGUCCAAUGUGAUAGAAAACAUCGGAGGGGGCGAGUUUUGGUACAACGGUGUUGCAAAUUGUCUGACAUCGUACUUCACGAACAUUAAACCCAAAGCAUCAACUUUUUGGUUAGAUUUUGCUAUGGACGGAUUGCCCAUCCAUAAGAGCGGCCCUACACAAUUGUGGCCGAUUUUGAUGCGAGUAACCGAUGUUCCGCAAGCACCAGUAUUUGUUGUGGCUCUUUUUUGUGGAAAAACUAAACCAGCGAGCGCGGAAGAUUAUCUUCGGCAGCUGGUUACAGAGCUGAAUCAGCUGCAGUCAACGUGUAUAGUGUUGAGCGGAAUACAAGUCAAAAUCCGUGUACGCGCCAUCAUCGCCGACACUCCAGCGCGUGCUUUUAUCAAAGGCGUUAUAUCACACAACGGCUAUGACUCCUGCCUUAAGUGCACAGAGCACUCUGUGUACGAUGAAGUCACGCAUCGGAUGUACUUUUCCGGAGUUGAUGCACCGAAGAGAAUAGCCAAAGAGUUUAAGGAAGGGAAGUACAAACGUCAUUGUAAAAAUACCACCCCGCUCACUGCCUUAGACUUUUUCGACAUUAUCGACGAUGUUCCAACUACCGAUCGACUGCAUCUGAUUGAUCUUGGAGUAAUGCGCUACCUGAUGAGGUCGUGGAAAAAAGGUACAUUUGGACAACUCUACAAAUGGAAUCUGGAGGAUAUAGAAUAUAUAUCGAGCGUUAUGGACAAGGUGAAGCUACCUUCAGAAGUACCACGAAAGCUACGCAGUAUUCAUUACUUAAAAUUCUGGAAAGGUGCAGAAUUUAAAAAUUUCUUGCAUUACCCCAGCAUUGUUGCACUGAAGGAUACUCUUCCAGAAGCAGCAUAUGAACACUUUAAAUUAUUUUUCUGCGCUAUCACUAUUUUUUCGUCCCCAGCUCAUGAGCAACACUAUGAGCUGGCACACGAAAUGCUACUUAAAUUUGUGCGUGAUUAUGCCACACUGUACGGGGAAUGCUUUAUCUCCAGCAAUGUGCACAAUUUAAAGCACGUAUACGAUGAUGUGUGUAGCUUUGGAUCGUUCGACGAAUAUUCAACCUACGUUUACGAAAGUGCACUUCAAGUGAUAAAACAUUUGAUACGCACUGGCAAUAACAUCAUGCCACAGGUUAUAAACCGCAUUAAAGAAAUAGCAAGAAUGCUAAACGAGCACCUCGCAACAGUUGCUCAGGAUUCGCAACAAUAUCCUGCUAUCGUCAAUAAAGGAAGUGGCAUGAAUGUACACAUAAGAAAAAACUUUACGCUAAAAAAGGGACAGCGCGACCAAUGGUUCAUGCUGAAUAAUGAUAUUAUCAUGAAAUUUUCUAAUGCAACGCUAUCCGAUUCAAAAGUUACUGUAGAAGGCCAGUAUUUUCUAAAACAAAGGUCCUAUUUCAUGAAACCAUGUAACUCCGCAUUGUUGCAUAUUUAUGCUACAAAACUGAACGACCUUUCUACCUACACGCAUAUGGUUUCAGUUGAUGAAAUCAAAUGCAAGUUGGUUACAAUCAACAUUGACGAAGAAAGCAUGCUAGUGAUUCCAUUAUUGCACACAUUAGAGAAUUAGCUUGUAAAUAGAAUGUAAAUAGAAUUAGACCAUAUAGAUUUAGCUUGCAUUAAUUUAAAUAGAUCUAGAUCAUAUAGAUGAUAUUUAGGUUUGUUGAAUUUUGUUGACCGUGUAUUAGAACUGUACACAAAAAUAAAUAUGAACAAGAAGCAUGUAACACAAAUACAAUACAACAACCUCGGCCACGUGACAGCCCUUCCGAGAGCCCUGCUCAAUCGACUGCUCUCUACUAGUGUUGGGUUAUACGAUUAAUUUCACGACCCGGCCCGGAGUCGGGUGCGAGCCAGCCGGAAUCGAUUCCGACCCGUGGGUGCAGCGGGUGCGCUUGAUCGAAGUUGGAAUCAAAUCCGACCCACGGGUGCAACGAGUUGGAGUGGACCCGAAAGAUCAGUAGGUGCAAUAAAGCAUAAGCGAGUCCAACUCGUUGGUGCAACGAGUUCGGGUUGGGUCGGUAGGUAGGUUCAAUACCCGACCCGAAAUCGCUGCACCAACAGGUUGGAGUCAAUCUGAUCUUUCGUGUCGACCCCAACUCGCUGCACCCGCGGGUCGGAAUGAGCCCCCUUUGGCCCGACCCAACCCGAACUCGUUGCACCAACGAGUUAGACUCGCUUAUGCUGUCUCGCACCUACCGGAGUCGUUGCACCCACUGAACCUACUUGUACCUUUCGGGUCGACCCGAACGACUCCGGGUCGCUUACGGAUGGCUCCGACCCGAUAGGUUCGGGUCGACCCGCCCAUCACUAUUCUCUACCCUCGUCCUCAGCGCACGAAACAUACUCAGAUGCAUCCGCUUAGAAUAGGCUAGCAUAUUGCAAUGCAGGAAAUGCAUUUGCACAUUUCGUCACGUACGUACAAUGUUAAUUUUUGUUUGUCUUGCAUGUGUGUGAUUUCGUAGAAAUAAAAAUGAACGAAUGAA
Molecule: messenger RNA, 7111 nt
Organism: Anopheles gambiae (African malaria mosquito)
Lineage: Eukaryota; Metazoa; Arthropoda; Insecta; Diptera; Culicidae
Exons: 7
Coding region: 4132-6195 (687 amino acids)
Source: RefSeq, a predicted model, not a curated record